AUGCCGGAACAUGACGCCCUCGUCCAGGCGUACUCGCACCUGGCCGACUUGCCACGGGCCGGCGAGGCCCUCACGACGCUGAAAAAGGUCGCGUCGCUCGUCAAGCCCAUCAUGCGGGCGCGGCGCUGGCGGGUGGGCGAGCUCGCCGAGUUUUAUCCCGAACAGCACAACCUCCUAGGCCUCAACGUCAACCGCGGGCAGAGGAUCCUGCUGCGCCUCCGCCGUCCGGGCGACCGCGCGCAGUUUGUCUCCAUCGAGCAGGUCGUCGACACGAUGCUCCACGAGCUGUCGCACAUCGUCCACGGCCCCCACGAUGGCAAGUUUCACGCGCUCUGGAACCAGCUGCGCGACGAGCACAUGGGACUCGUCAUGAAGGGGUACACGGGCGAGGGGUUCCUGUCUGAGGGUCACCGCCUCGGCGGCGGCGGGCAGAAGCCCGUGCACGAGGCGCGGCGGCUGGCCCGCGCAGCGGCAGAGAGGCGACGCGCCAGAGGGGCAGGGACGGUCGCCGCCGCGGGGCAGAGGCUCGGUGGAGCUGCGCCGAGGCCCGGGCAGGAUAUACGAAGGACGAUCGCCGGGGCGGCGGAGCGGCGCAAUACGACGCUGCAGGGUUGUGGCAACGUGAGCCACGACGAGCGGGAAAUUCAAGCAAUCUCGGAGACGGCAACGAGGAACGGGUUCCGCACGCAGGCUGAGGAGGACGCGGCGAACGAGGCCGCCAUCGCGCAGGCGCUGUGGGAGCUCGUGCAAGAGGAGGAGAAGCAAAAGUACGGCAAUUACUACGUGCCCCCAAGUGCCCAACAUCCCGAGGGCAGCCAAGGAGGUGCCGUUGUGCCAAAUCAUGGCGGGCCGCCGCCGCCGCCUGUCCCUGCGCCAGAAACGCGACCGCCAACCUCAGGAUCGGCGCUGCAACCCCUGGCUUCAUCAUCCCGGGCACCUACUGAUCAGUCGCUGACUACGCAGAAGGGAUGGACAUGCGGCCUGUGUACCUUGCACAAUCCGGCCACGUUCCUCGCCUGUGAUGCCUGCGGUACACAACGGGGAGAAGACGUGUCGCGAACAUUGUGGACGCCUAACGAGGAGAAAAGACGCACAACACCACUGUCAUUAGCAACAGCAUCGGCGUCAACGUCGACAAAAUCCACGUCGGCAUCCAUACCGACAAUAGACCUGACUGACAGUCCGCCCUCCAAGGCCAAGGCUAAGGCCAAAAGUGUGCUGCCUGCGGCGACGCCUGCAAACCCUUCGGUGAAGAGCAGACCCCAGACUUGGCAGUGCUCCUUCUGUGGGACGAGGAUGGAACGAGAGUGGUGGACAUGCUGGACGUGUGGAUUGAUGAAGGACAAUUCUCGAUGA
Verticillium nonalfalfae is the source of this 1356-nucleotide messenger RNA. RefSeq lists its product as uncharacterized. The transcript has 2 exons. Bases 1 to 1356 code for a protein of 451 amino acids. The record is from RefSeq and is a predicted model, not a curated record. NCBI's taxonomy places the organism in Eukaryota, Fungi, Ascomycota, Sordariomycetes, Glomerellales, Plectosphaerellaceae.